This is a messenger RNA of Cuscuta europaea, 1170 nucleotides long. Lineage: Eukaryota; Viridiplantae; Streptophyta; Magnoliopsida; Solanales; Convolvulaceae. The record is from the annotation of a GenBank genome assembly.
GAAGUGCUUUUAUAUAUGAGCACAGUAUAUAUAUGUAUGUAUGUUGAUUACCCUGCUUUCAAACUACUCCUAGAAUCUGCUUAUAUAUGAGCACAGUAUAUGUAUGUAUGUAUGUCUUGUUGGAGUCUAAUUGAUUACCCCGCUUUCAAACUACUCCUCGCAGCCUUUUCUUCUUCCCUUCCAAUUCUACUCCUCUUCUUACCCAUCCCUAUCUCCAGCUUUCGAUACAUCUCUUUCAUCUGAUAAUAUAUAAUCAAAAUCAUUCUCUUUUACAAGUUCCGAAAGUUCUCAUUACACUAAAAAAAUUGGCGAAAAUUUGAGUUACUCUGCACUUCAGCCCACCGUAACCCAUACGUAGAUUCUCCCUGGUCUUUGUGUAUGGAUAUUGAGCUCUUGAAGUCAGCUUCCGAAGACCAACUGGAUAUGAUGCUCAUGAUGCAGUCCGACAAACUACCCCCGGAAGUCUACUCCGCCGCCGCCGCUUACGACGAAGACGCCAACGAAAUGCAGAUGAUGAUGAAUUUCAGCCCUCAGCAGUACAUGCAUCAUCCUAAUAACAUGCAACCAGCUGCCACCAUAUCUUUCUCCGGCACCGGCUCCGACGACGACGAUCUCAUUUAUCAUCAAGAAUGGCGGGACCCCGUUACCGGAGAUAAUUACACGGGUGCGCCGAAACGGACGGCGACGUCGAUGGCGGCGAUUCGGGAGAUGAUAUUCCGGAUCGCGGCGAUGCAGCCGAUCCACAUUGACCCCGAGUCCGUGAAGCCCCCGAAGAGAAGGAACGUGAAGAUAUCGAGCGAUCCACAGAGCGUGGCGGCGCGACACCGGCGGGAAAGGAUCAGCGAGAGGAUAAGGAUUCUUCAGAGACUGGUCCCUGGUGGGACCAAGAUGGACACGGCUUCCAUGUUGGAUGAAGCCAUACAUUACGUGAAGUUCUUGAAGAAUCAGGUGCAGUCCUUGGAACGCGCUUCCGGCGGCAGACGGUCAAACGGGUCAAGUCCGACUGAGGCGGGGUUUCCGGGGACCAUGUCGUGUUCUUCAAAUCCCAUGACUGCCAAUUAUUUUCCAAUCACAGCGAAUGAUGAUGAUAAUGUCCAUUAUGAUUAUCAUUGACUUAUUAAUUGUGUUGGAGACCGUACGGACCAGAGUCAAAUGGAGAUUGAGGUGGGG